Messenger RNA from Lodderomyces jiufengensis, 1434 nucleotides. RefSeq names its product Cbp1p (gene CBP1). The coding region runs from base 1 to 1434 and encodes 477 amino acids. The record is from RefSeq and is a predicted model, not a curated record. Gene Ontology annotation, molecular function: oxidoreductase activity. The transcript has a single exon. Lineage: Eukaryota; Fungi; Ascomycota; Pichiomycetes; Serinales; Debaryomycetaceae.
AUGUCGAAAACCCCUAAAGUGACUAUAAUUGGUGCAGGAAUUUCUGGAUUAAAAGCAGCUCAUACAUUGCUACAAGAUCCCAAUAUAAAACCCGAAGAGGUCAUAAUAAUUGAAGCUCAAGAUCAUAUUGGAGGUAGACUAAAAACCACCGAGGAAUCACAAUCAAAAUUGGGUAUAAGGUAUGAUUUAGGUGCUUCUUGGUUCCAUGACUCGUUGAAUAAUAGUACUUUGAAUUAUUUGAUUGAAAAUAAUAGAAUUGAUUUAGGAAAAGAUGUUUACUAUGAUGAUAAAGAUGUUCAAGUUUAUUCCAGUGAUGGAUAUCUAGAUUCAGGAGACCUUAAGCUAAAUAGAGUUUUGGAAGAUAUUGAGAAAUACAUUGAACUUUACUUUCACGAAGAUAUAGACAAAGAGGAUAUUUCAUGUAUUGAAAUAGUUGAUAAAUUUUUGGAAAAAUAUGAUCCAUUGUUAACUGACGAGCAAAAGAAAUAUUGUGGUCGUAUGAUGAGAUAUUUGGAGUUAUGGUUUGGUAUAAGUAACGAUAUAUCAAGUGGGAAAUUUGCAGUAAUGGAUCAUCAAGGUAGAAACUUGUUAAAUAAAAAAGGUUAUUAUUAUUUAGUUGAUGUAUUAGCAAAUGAAAUUCCAAAACUGUCUAUUUUAUUGAAUGAACCAGUCAAAACAAUUUAUAGACAAAAUAAUAACAAAAAAAUUUGUGUUGAAACUAAAAAUGGAUUAAAAGUGUACUCAGAAUAUUUAAUUGUCACCGCUCCAUUAUCAAUACUACAGUUAGAUCAAAAUCAUGAAUAUGGUAUCAAAUGGGAGCCUCCAUUAUCGGAAAAAAUACAAAAAUCACUCAAAACUAUGCAUUUUGGAGCUUUAGGAAAAGUAGUAUUAGAAUUUGAUAAUAUAUGGUGGGAUAAAAAUCAAGAUAGAUUUCAAAUAAUAGCCGAUCAGGUAUCCACUGAUAAUUUAUCAAAACCAUUAAAAUCACUACCUGCUUCAUUCACUUACCCAGUGUAUUGUGUUAAUUUUGCUUGUGUACAUCCAAACAAGAAAGGGGGUAGUUUAGUGUUUUUAAUACAAUCUCCUUUAACUGAAUACUUAGAAUCACACCCAGAAGAAGUUUGGAAGUAUUAUAAACCAAUGUUGGAAAAAAUGCCAAUAACCCCAAUAACAGAUCCAAUAAAUAUAAUAGUUACAGAUUGGACAUUAAAUCCAUAUAUUAGAGGUGCAUAUUCUGCAAUGCAUGUUGGUGAUGAUGCUAAUGAUUUAAUUAUAACAUUAUCGGGAGAAUUUGAAAAUUGUGGUAUAAGUGAAAAAAAUAUUAGAUUUGCUGGUGAACAUACGGUUGCAGACGGUGCUGGAUGUGUUCAUGGUGCCUAUAAUAGUGGUGAAAGAGAAGCUAAAUGGAUAUUAAAUGAUUUAAAUCAAAAGUAA